Molecule: messenger RNA, 1171 nt
Organism: Salvia miltiorrhiza (redroot sage)
Lineage: Eukaryota; Viridiplantae; Streptophyta; Magnoliopsida; Lamiales; Lamiaceae
Exons: 4
Coding region: 123-848 (241 amino acids)
Source: RefSeq, a predicted model, not a curated record
UUGGACAUCUCCAAGAGGCCUCUCUCGCUCACCUGCCUCCACAAACGGUCUCUCUCUUAAAAUCUCACAGUUAUUUAUUUGGGAAUUUCAAAUAAUAAAAUCUCCUGAAUCAAAAUUAACCAAUGAUGUGUGCGCAGGUUCACGCCUGCGCCUUUAAUCAGGUUUUAUCGCCGCAAACUCAGCUGCCGUUAAUUUCCUUCCGCAAUUCAAUUGCUGCAAAAUGUGAUUUGGACAAGGACAAAAGGGUUAUUGGAUCCAAAAAUUCGAGAAGAAAGGGGUUUCGCAUUGCUUCAUCGAGUAAUGUGAGUGCUCCAUUAUGGGAGAAUUGGGCUCCCGAGAAGAGCUCCAAAGCUCCCUCCCUCAGCGACAUUCUUUGGCCUUCUGCUGGGGCUUUUGCUGCAAUGGCUUUACUGGGAAAGAUUGAUCAGAUUGUGGCACCAAAAGGGGUUUCGAUGACAAUUGCGCCGCUCGGAGCCGUUUGCGCCGUUCUUUUCGCCACGCCGGCUUCUCCAGGCGCCAGGAAGUACAAUAUGUUUGUGGCGCAGAUUGGGUGUGCAGCUAUAGGCGUUUUGGCCUUCUCUGUAUUAGGCCCCGGUUGGUUGGCUAGGAGCACCGCCCUCGCUGCUGCCAUGGCCUUCAUGAUCAUCACCCGCUCUGUCCAUCCACCAGCUGCGAGCUUGCCAUUGCUCUUCAUAGAUGGAGUCAAGCUGCACCAUUUGAAUUUUUGGUAUGCCUUGUUCCCAGGAGCUGCUGGAUGCAUUCUCCUGUGUUUGAUCGUAAGUCUCUGUGACAGCUUGUUUCUUUUUUUUUGCUCGGCAUAUAGUUUGCUCAUGCGUCGUCUUCGUUGAUGCAGCAAGAGAUGGUGUGUUACUUGAAAAGCAACUUGAAAUUUUGAGUGGGAUUUGAAUUGGUGAUGUGGGGAAGAUGAUGGUGUUGUUGUGGAAGAUAUAUAUAGCAGGAAAUGGUGAAGGGUUGAGUUAUGCUGCAUUGGUGUAAUUUUGAUCUCUGUAGUUUGUAAAUACUGUUAAUCAUUCUGGAACCAAAUUUUUUUGAUCGCACAUGCAACAAAUGUAAAAUAAUUAAAGGGGGGUUAUGGCGGGAAAAUAAUUUUGUAUUCUAUUCGAUAUUUUGAUUGUGGAUAAAUAUAAUUUCAUAUUUGAAAAGAUGAAAA